Phycodurus eques (leafy seadragon) is the source of this 4877-nucleotide messenger RNA. It is a transcript of the gene ehd2b, whose product is annotated as EH-domain containing 2b. Gene Ontology annotation, cellular component: plasma membrane; cytoplasm. Gene Ontology annotation, biological process: endosomal transport; endocytosis. The transcript has 8 exons. Gene Ontology annotation, molecular function: GTP binding; calcium ion binding; protein binding. NCBI's taxonomy places the organism in Eukaryota, Metazoa, Chordata, Actinopteri, Syngnathiformes, Syngnathidae. The record is from RefSeq and is a predicted model, not a curated record. The coding region runs from base 238 to 1872 and encodes 544 amino acids.
GUAGGCGUGAGGAAGAGGGCUGGGGAGAAAGAAGGGGAAAAAAGAGCAGGGAACGACAUCAAGCCUCGCAGGAGAAGGAACGAAAAGGACACCCUUUUUUACCUUCACAUACACCCUGUUUUGUCUACCAGGGGUACACCCUUGUCAAGUACUUUACAGAGAGGAGCGUCAAGGAAAUACAUUACAGCCCUUGUGCAUCCAAGAAGCUCCCUGUGUCACUGUCAAGAUCUCAUCGAGAUGUCACGUUGGGGGCGUAAGAACGUAAAGAAGGCUCCGGAGGUGAUCCGCACGGUGACAGAGGGACUCAAGUCUCUGUACCGCAAGAAGCUGUUGCCCCUGGAGCAGUACUAUGGCUUUCACGACUUCCACUCGCUCAGCCUGGAGGACGCUGACUUCGACAACAAGCCCAUGGUGCUGGUGGUGGGCCAGUACUCCACCGGGAAGACCACCUUCAUCAAGUAUCUGCUGGAGCAGGAAAUUCCUGGCAGCCGGGUGGGACCCGAACCCACCACCGACUGCUUCACCGCCAUCAUGCACGGCGAGGUGGAGAGCGUCAUUCCCGGGAAUGCCCUCAUCGUGGACCCAAACAAGCCUUUCCGGAAGCUCAACCCCUUUGGGAACACCUUCCUCAACAGGUUCCAGUGUGCCCAGAUGUCCAAUCAGGUGCUGGAGAGCAUCAGCAUCAUCGACACGCCUGGAAUCCUCUCAGGAGCCAAGCAGAGAGUGAGCCGAGGCUACGACUUUCCCGCCGUGCUGCGCUGGUUCGCUGAGCGAGUAGACCGGAUCAUCCUGCUCUUCGACGCCCACAAGCUGGAGAUCUCGGACGAGUUCUCGGAGGCCAUUGGUGCGCUGAAGGGCAACGAGGACAAGCUGCGGGUUGUCCUCAACAAGGCCGACAUGGUGGGCACCCAGCAGCUCAUGAGGGUCUACGGCGCCCUCAUGUGGUCCCUGGGCAAGGUGUUCGGCACCCCUGAGGUUCUGAGGGUUUACAUCGGCUCCUUCUGGUCCGAGCCGCUCAUGGUGUCUGACAACCGCAAGCUGUUCGAGCUAGAGGAGGAGGACCUGUUCACCGACAUCCAGAACCUUCCUCGCAACGCAGCUCUGCGCAAGCUCAACGACCUGGUGAAGAGGGCACGCCUGGUCCGGGUGCACGCUCACAUUAUCAGCUACCUGAAGCAGGAGAUGCCAUCAGUGUUCAGGAAGGACAACAAGAAAAAGAACCUCAUCUACCAGCUGCCCGUCAUCUUCUCCAAGAUACAACUGCAGCACAACAUCUCCGCCGGAGACUUCCCCGACUGCGCCAAGAUGCAGGAGCAACUGAUGGUUCACGACUUCAGCAAGUUCAAAACCCUGAAGCCCAACCUGAUGGCGGCCCUGGACGAGCUGCUGUCGGUGGACAUCGCCAAGCUGAUGCCGCUUCUGCGUCAGGAGGAGCUCGAGGCCGGCGAGCAGCCAGGCGUGCAGGGCGGCGCCUUCCUGGGCACCCGCGCCGGACCCUUCGGCGAAGGCGACCCCUUCGGCGACGAGGACGAGGAGGCGGGCGACGGCUGCAAGGACGAGCCUGACAAGUGGGUGGUGACCAAGGACAAGCCCAAGUACGACGAGAUCUUCUACAACCUUGCGCCCAACGAGGGCAAGCUGAGCGGCACCAAGGCCAAGGACUGGAUGGUCAGCUCCCGCCUGCCCAACUCCGUGCUGGGCCGCAUCUGGAAGCUGUCCGAUGUGGACCGGGAUGGCAUGCUGGACGAGGAGGAGUUUGCCCUGGCCAGCCACCUGAUCGAAGUCAAGUUGGAGGGCCACGGUCUGCCCCCGGAGUUGCCCAGCCGCCUGGUGCCACCCUCGAAGCGCAGGCAGAAAGGCUCUGAUGCGUGAACCAAUCAAUGGCUGGCUGGAUGGAUGAAUGGAUGGAUGGAUACAGUAAUUCCCAACUCUUCAUGGGGGGAUAUGGACAGUUGAGAUGUGUUUCUUCAAAAUACUUUCUUGACACCAAUUACUACUUUCCUUUUAGCUUGGCUUUGGCGCCAUCUUGUGGCACCUUAGUGCGUUGUAGCAAGAGCACAAAAAUGUGCUGAGAACCCGGAAUCGUUUUUCAGCAAAUAAGUAUACAUAGGUUAAAAAAAAAAAACAUAAAUAGGUGAAUUUGCGAAUCGUUUGUAGGGAUUACUAUUAUUUCCAAUAUUAUUAGUUAAAACAGUAAAUAUACCACAAAUGAUGACCCCAAAUCGUGUUAAUAUAAUUUCAAACUCAUCUUACAACACUACUCUUAAAAACCAAAAGAAAGUGCCUGGACCAACAAUCUUAAAAAAUUGAGAUGUUAUUCCAAAAUACUUCCUUGACAAUUGCUACAUUCCUAUUAGCGGGAUUUUGGCACCAUCUUGUGACAUCUUGGGCGUUAUAGAAAGAGUAAAAAAAUACGUCGAGGCAUGAAUUCGGUGAAUUCUCGACAAUUUAGUGAAAAGCGAAUAUAUGGGGCUUACUAUAAUACGUAAUAAUAUGAUGAACGGAUAGACCAGUGGUUGGAUGGACAGAUGGUUACAGGGAUAGGCAGUUAGAUGGAUGAUGGUGAUGUUGGACUGAUGGAAAGCCGGAUGGAAGAAAUGGAUGGACUCUUCUCAUGCGUUGUCUACUUUGGGGGAUUUGUGCUCCUGUCUCCCGCUCCCUAAUAUAAAAUAUUAAUUUGAAUUUAGCACAGUGGAGCGUCCCGAAGAAAAGAUAAUGACCCUGGUUUGGAUUUUUUUUAAAUAAAUAAAAUAAAAAAACUUGAUGGCCGCGACAUUAUAUACACCUGCACACUUCAAAACAAGAGCUACAUCCAAAAUUCAAUUUAUUUUUAUUCAUUCAUUCAUUCAUCUUCCGUACCGCUUAUCCUAGGGUCGCGGGCGUGCUGGCGCCUAUCCCAAUUGACUCUGGGUGAGAGGCGGGGUACACCCUGAACUGGUCGCCAGCCAAUCGCAGGGCACAUACUGUAUAAACAAACAACCAUUCGCACUCGCAUUCACACCUACGGAUAGUUGAGAGUCCUCAAUUGACCUAGCAUGCAUGUUUUUGGGAUGUGGGAGGAAACCGGCGUACCCGGAGAAAACCCACACAGGCACAGGGAGAAACACUGUGCUGCCAAUUUAUUUAAUUUUUUUAAUUAUUAUUAUUUUGCUGCAGAAAUCCAUUCAGUAUAUCCACUUGGGGCCGAGUAACAAACCCAUUGUAAAACUAGUAAAGAGCUGAGUUGAGCACAGCUCUCCGCCAAGGCCAAACUCUUUGCAAAAUGAGACCAAAAAUUUACAAUUUUGUUGAUAUGUUGCUGCAUUCAAAACUGUCGGGAAAUUAGAAACAUACCACUUGCCGAACUAAAAGCAUAAGGAUACAACUUGGUCAGACCUCCGCCAAGGCCAUACUCUGAACAAAAAUCCUACAAAUAACUUAUUGUAUAUGUUUUGAUGCGUUAAAUAUUGCUGGGAAAUCACAAAUAUCUCCUUUGGAACUCAACCAAACCACAAUAAUACCCCAAUUGUUUGUUGAGCACAGACCUCCGCAAAGGCCAAACUCUUUACAAAAGUGGCAAGAAAUAGACAAAAAAAAAUAAUAAUAUUCAAAGAUGUUUAGCUCCAUUCAAGACCCCUGGGAAAUCAGAUAUAUCCCACUUGAAGCCUAACUGCAACCACAAUCAUAAACAUAUUUGUAAACUAGGAUGGAACUCCGUACAAUACAGAGCUCCACCAACAUCAAACUAUUUUAAGAGCACUUAAAUAGUGUAUUUUGUAUCUGAUUUGCUGCAUUCAUGACCGCUGGGAAAUCAGAAAUAACCCACUUGAAGCUUCUGGGGUGAGACGUCAGAACAUUCCAGUUAAGUGUGAACAAAAAUCAUGGCAGAGGAUCGUGAUAAAUUAAUAUUUGUUUUGUUUGUGAAUAAACAAUUUAAGCAAAUAGAGUUGUAUUUGCUGUGCUACAUUCAAGGCUGCUGGAAAAUCUGAAUGGCUUGACUGAUUGCAGGUUUUUUGGGGGUUUUUUUUUACUCCCAAAAAUGAAUGCAGAGACAGACGCAUUUACAUGCAAAACAACUUGUUAGAUGUCCAUAUCUAGUAUAAGCAAUAAUUACAGUGAACAAUACUUUUAUUGAAUCUUUUAUUGUCUUUUACAACAUCUGUGGCCAUGCAUGGUUUGUUUACAUUCAAGUCGCAUUCCACCAAGUUGGAAGUUUACGACUCCCCCAGUUUUAUUGAAUGUAGCAUUUGUUUUGUUCAGGCCUAAUUCAUGGGAGGAUGAUGUAAGAAAGACGCAAGGAACAGACGGAUUGUGCCAUUUUGCUUCUUGGGGUGGAGUUUACCAAAUGACACAAUAGAUAAAAUAAUACAUUCCCAUCCAGAUCUCCACCAAAAAUGUAUUUUGGUCUUUCUUGGUUCCUGACUGAGCAAAACUCUGAAUACUUUUCCUUGCCUGUGGUCAGAAAAGUCCAACUUCCCUGUUUUCAUGAAAGCAGCAUUUCUUUGUUCGUUAGUAGUCUACUUCCACUCUUGUAUUGGAUCUGAUUAGAUGGUGCAAAUGUACCUAAUGAAGUGGUUUCCUGGUAAAUAAAUAGUCUAUUUAUCAUAACUACUAAGCAAGUAUUAUAUAGCCUUUUGCCGUACACGCCGCUUAAUUAGCUCACCUGUUGUGUAUGUAGCCUCAUUAGCAUCGUUAGCAUCUAUUUUGCCACGUGAAUGCUUUUGCGGCUUUGUUCGCACUUUGUUUUUGUGUGUAUUUUUUGGGGUAUGUGUCAUUGCUGCUUCUGUUCAAACAAUUGCAAUAAAGCGUCCACAGAGGCAGACAACUACGACUACUGUGCACAGCGGCGCCGUCUGGCCUCGCGUGGGCUACUACAGCAAUAAAGUAACCUGACUGUG